AUCGGGUUUGGCCUUGGGUUCCGCCGUAGGGGAUGUCCCGUGCGAGAGAAUGAGGAGAUCCUGGGGCCUUACGUACUAGCGGAAUUGGGUGAAGAGACGCCUGCCAGUGCGGGAGGAGCAGCAGCAGAAGAAGACACAGCGCCGGUCCGGGAAGUGGCUCGAGCUGUUCGUAAAGUCGCCCGACAGCUUUUUCUCCGUAGUAUGCGAGUUGACAAAACAGCCAGAGAACAGGGCUCCCCAUUACAAUCUUUUCGAGCUCUUUUCCCUUGCUAACCAGAUCUGAUUUGUGCGAAAACAUGCCUCGCACUUGUACCUGGAGGAACUGGAGACAGUGGAUUCGACCUUUAGCAGCGGUCAUCUACCUGGUGUCAAUAGUGGUUGCGGUUCCCCUAUGCGUGUGGGAAUUAUAGAAACUGGAGGUUGGAAUACACACCAAGGCUUGGUUUAUUGCUGGAAUCUUUUUGCUGUUGACUAUGCCUAUAUCACUGUGGGCGAUACUGCAACACUUAGUGCAUUAUACACAACCUGAACUACAAAAACCAAUAAUGAGGAUUCUUUGGAUGGUACCCAUUUACAGUUUAGAUAGUUGGGUAGCUUUGAAAUAUCCCGGAAUUGCAAUAUAUGUGGAUACCUGCAGAGAAUGCUAUGAAGCUUAUGUAAUUUACAACUUUAUGGGAUUCCUUACCAAUUAUCUAACUAACCGGUAUCCAGAUCUGGUAUUAAUCCUCGAAGCCAAAGAUCAGAAGAAACAUUUCCCUCCUUUAUGUUGCUGUCCACCACGGGCUAUGGGAGAAGUAUUGCUGUUUAGGUGCAAACUAGGUGUAUUACAGUACACAGUUGUCAGACCUUUCACCACCAUCAUUGCUUUAAUCUGUGAGCUGCUUGGUAUAUAUGACGAAGGGAACUUUAGCUUUUCAAAUGCUUGGACUUAUUUGGUUAUAAUAAACAACGUGUCACAGGUGUUUGCCACAUAUUGUCUCCUGCUCUUUCAUAAAGUACCAAAAGAAGAACUGAGCCCACCUGUUGGCAAAUUUCUUUGUGUAACGCUGGUGGCUUUUGUUUCUUUUUGGCAAGCAGUAGUUAUUGCUUUGUUGGUAAAAGUUGGCGUUAUUUCUGAAAAGCAUACGUGGGAAUGGCAAACUGUAGAAGCUGUGGCCACCGGACUCCAGGAUUUUGUUAUCUGUAAUGAGACGUUCCUCCCUGCCAUUGCUCAUCAUUACGCAUUCUCAUAUAAACCAUAUGUCCAAGAAGCAGAAGAGGGCUCAUGCUUUGAUUCCUUUCUUGCCAUGUGGGAUGUCUCAGAUAUUAGAGAUGAUAUUUCUGAACAAGUAAGGCAUGUUGGACGGACAGUCAGGGGACAUCCCAGGAAAAAAUUGUUUCCCGAGGAUCAAGAUCAAAAUGAACAUACAAGCUUAUUAUCAUCAUCAUCACAAGAUGCAAUUUCCAUUGCUUCUUCUAUGCCACCUUCACCCAUGGGUCACUACCAAGGGUUUGGACACACUGUGACUCCCCAGACUACACCUACCACAGCUAAGAUAUCUGAUGAAAUACUUAGUGAUACUAUAGGAGAGAAAAAAGAACCUUCAGAUAAAUCCGUGGAUUCCUGAACAGUAUGGAAAAGCAAACUGUGCAACUACUACAUUAUAUCAUUACCUGGUAUCCCAUGGAUUUUGUGCUUGGGACAGACCAUAAAUGAUGGAAAAUGUCAACACAAAGAUAGCUGAAAGCCAGGUACAACUACUGAAUUUAUAUAUGUAAGUUUUGUAUAUCAAAAAUAAUUGGUCUAAGUUUCCUAGACUUAGACUUGAUUUCUUAACAUUAGGGUAUCACAUACUCAAAUGGUAGGCAAUGACCCCAACUAAAUCUUCCUGAUGUUACACUGCUUUAUCAAGAGGAUGGACUUUUUUUUUUUUUGAGAUGGAGUCUUGCUCUGUCACCCAGGCUGG
This is a messenger RNA of Symphalangus syndactylus (siamang), 1946 nucleotides long. Its product is annotated as transmembrane protein 184C-like. NCBI's taxonomy places the organism in Eukaryota, Metazoa, Chordata, Mammalia, Primates, Hylobatidae. The record is from RefSeq and is a predicted model, not a curated record.